AUGGCCAACGAAGCAUCCUUCGUCAGCUUGCGUAUCAAGCUUGCUUGGCCCCUUGAUUUUCACCCACACCUGGCAUCCCCAUACAUGGAGGUUGCUCAGAUCCAGCUUUGUGCCGUGGACUUUCUUGUAUGGUGUCAUACCUGGCAAGCUCCUCGACCCAGUCCGAUUCCAGAGCCAGACAGCGUGCAACAUGGCCACACCCCACAGAGACUUUGGGAGGCCUGA
Heterobasidion irregulare TC 32-1 is the source of this 225-nucleotide messenger RNA. RefSeq lists its product as uncharacterized. The coding region runs from base 1 to 225 and encodes 74 amino acids. The record is from RefSeq and is a predicted model, not a curated record. NCBI's taxonomy places the organism in Eukaryota, Fungi, Basidiomycota, Agaricomycetes, Russulales, Bondarzewiaceae. The transcript has a single exon.